AUGGGUGAUGUUGAAAAAGGCAAAAAGAUUUUUGUUCAGAAAUGUGCCCAGUGCCACACUGUGGAAAAGGGAGGCAAGAAAAAGACUGGAGCAAAUCUCCAUGGUCUGUUUGGGAGGAAGACAGGUCAGGCGACUGGAUUCUCAUACACAGAUGCCAACAAGAACAAAGGCAUCACCUGGGGAGAGGAUACCGUGAUGGAGUAUUUGGAGAAUCCCAAAAAGUACACCCCUGGAAUAAAAAUAAUCUUCACUGGAAUUAAGAAGGGAGAGAGCGCAGACCUAAUAGCUUGUCUUAAAAAGGCUAUUAAUGAGUAA
This is a messenger RNA of Myodes glareolus (Bank vole), 315 nucleotides long. The record is from RefSeq and is a predicted model, not a curated record. NCBI's taxonomy places the organism in Eukaryota, Metazoa, Chordata, Mammalia, Rodentia, Cricetidae.